AUGAAUGAUACACUCAAAGAAAAAUUUAGUGAAGCACCCGCGGUAGCAGAAGAAUCAGUAGAAAGUAUUUCGCAUACCUUCGAAACCAACAAUCACAACUAUACGAACAGAACAACUACACGACAACACAAGAAAAACAAAGAAUACAUGGACGGCAGAAGAAAUAGUAGAGUUGAUGGACAUGACGAAUACCAUUCUGCUUCGGACGAAAUUAUAACUCAAGCAAAUGAAACCGUUGCAUCUUCAGAAAGGAUUAUAGAUAGUGUUUUUCGAGAAAAUGGUUCUGCAAAGGACAGAAUAGUCGUUGAAGCUCAAGAUAUCGCAAUAAAACAUGGAAUGCUCCUUCCUUUAGAUAAAAAAAGAGUAGCUCAGGAUAAGGAAAUAAUUCCAACAGGAGUUGUACUUCCUGAUGGAAGUCGUGUAUUAUCUAACGGAAAUAUUCAAAGGCCAGAUGGAACUAUUAUAACACAUGAUGGGGAGAUUCAACCAUUAGCUACUACUUUUCGUCCGUUUCCGUUAAACGGAACUACUAUACAAACAGAUUUAAGUAAACAAACAAAAAAACAUCAACUACCUGAAGGAUACAUUAUAGAGCCAGAUGGCAGUAUACAACCCUUGGGUAGCAAAUUAUUACCAGAUGGAACUAUUUUAAGACCAGAUGGAAACAUUGUUUACCCUGACGGAACUGUCAAAUCUUCCGAAGGGCAGAUUCUUCCUCUUAAAAAAUCGAUAGAAUUAAGUCAAAGCUUUAUGUUGCCUGACGGGACAAUCGUCCAAGAAGAUGGUACCAUCGUAGGACCAGACGGUAGUAUUUAUCCAACGGGAAGUAGACUUUCUCCAGGCGGUACCAUUUUAUUACCCGAUGAUAAGUCAGGUCAAAAACAUCAACUACCUGAAGGAUACAUUAUAGAGCCAGGAGGAAGCAUACAACCUUUGGGUAGCAAACUAUUAUCAGAUGGAACUAUUUUAAGACCAGAUGGAAACAUUGUUUACCCUGACGGAACUGUUAAAUCUCUCGACGGGAAGGUUCUUCCUCUUAAAAAAUCAAUAGAAUUAAGUGAAAGCUUUAUGUUACCUGACGGUACAGUUGUCCAAGAAGAUGGUACCAUCGUAGGACCAGAUGGUAGUAUUUAUCCAACGGGAAGUAGACUUUCUCCAGGCGGUACCAUUUUAUUACCCGAUGAUAAGUCAGGUCAAAAACAUCAACUACCUGAAGGAUAUAUUAUAGAGCCAGGAGGAAGCAUACAACCUUUGGGUAGCAAACUAUUAUCAGAUGGAACUAUUUUAAGACCAGAUGGAAACAUUGUUUACCCUGACGGAACUGUUAAAUCUCUCGACGGGAAGGUUCUUCCUCUUAAAAAAUCAAUAGAAUUAAGUGAAAGCUUUAUGUUACCUGACGGUACAGUUGUCCAAGAAGAUGGUACCAUCGUAGGACCAGAUGGUAGUAUUUAUCCAACGGGAAGUAGACUUUCUCCAGGCGGUACAAUUUUAUUACCCGAUGAUAAGUCAGGUCAAAAACAUCAACUACCUGAAGGAUACAUUAUAGAGCCAGGAGAAAGUAUACAACCUUUGGGUAGCAAACUAUUAUCAGAUGGAACUAUUUUAAGACCAGAUGGAAACAUUGUUUACCCUGACGGAACUGUUAAAUCUCUCGACGGGCAGGUUCUUUCUCUUAAAAAAUCAAUAGAAUUAAGAGAAAGCUUUAUGUUACCUGACGGUACAGUUGUCCAAGAAGAUGGUACCAUCGUAGGACCAGAUGGUAGUAUUUAUCCAACGGGAAGUAGACUUUCUCCAGGCGGUACCAUUUUAUUACCUGAUAGUAAGUCAGUAAUACAAGAUGAAACACUUGUUGAUAACGGUAAAAUUUUAGAAAAAGCAAUUGUAAAAUCAGAAGAGAUUAUUCCAAAACAAAACGAUGUAUACAGUUCCACAAAUCAACUUAAAACUAAAUUUGGAAGUAGGGAAAGCCCACACGAAAUUGAUAUAGGAACACAAAAAAUAUCUCAACAAAUAGAAGGAGUUUUAACUAGAAGUAAUUAUUUAGAUGAAAGGUCCGUUACCAAUAUUACACAAGAAGAUAAACCAAUUAUAGUAGCAGAUAAAAGUGAUAAUCUUUUUGAUAAUGAUAUAAAAAAAGAUAUAAGCACACCACAAGACGGUGUAACAAUAAAUGGUAAAAAAUAUGAUGAUAACAUUGAUAUGCAAAUAGAUAAAAUUAAUGCUAAAGGAAGCGUUACACUAAGGGAUGCUUUAACUACGAAGAUCAGUGUGGGUGUAUCUGAAAUUACUGAGACAGUUACAGCGAAAAAUGAACAAUAUAAUCAAAUACCUGGUUUAAUAGGUAAAGAUAAAGAAAAUGAAGUAUUAACCGACAAAGAAGCUGCUACAGUAAGUGAGUUACCAAUUCAAAGGCAAAUUACACCUGAAAGUCUUCCCAUAAUUUCAAUUACUCCUGAAAGUGACACUGUUACACCAAAAACUUAUUCUGAAACAAAUGCUGAUACUAUAAAAACUGAUGAAAUAAAAUCUCAACCUGGAAUAACAGAUAAAGUUGGACUAGAUGACGCAUUAAGGGAUAAAGAAAAAGGUGCUUUCAAUAGGCUACCAAUCAAAACUCGAGCUACAAGUGAUAGUUUUCCCACACCAACAAUUACACCUGAAAGCACCAUUGUGAAACAAAAAAAAUCUGGGUCAAUAAAUAAGUUACCAAUUAAAACACGAGUUACAAGUGAUAGUUUGCCCAUACCAUUAAUUAGACCUGAAAGUGCCACUAUGAAGCAAAAAAUAUUGAGUUAUUCGGAAACGGAUGCUGCCACUAUAAAGACCGAUAAAGUUAUGUCCCAACCUAGUGAAGCGCUUACAACUGCAAAUGGGCCAUCCGGCAUGAUAACUAAAGAUGGAUCAGAUAAAGUACUGAAGGAUAAAGAAAAAGCUGCUACAUUAAGUGAUCUACCAAUUAAAAGCAAAGCUACAACUGAUGGUCUUCCCACAGUUGCAACUACACCUGAAAGUAUCAUAAUUACACGAAAAAUUUCAAGUAUUUCUGAUCAAGAUAUAUCUCAACUUAGUGAGGAACUUGUAAUAACAAAUGGAGAAUAUUAUCCACCAUCUGGCACAACAGCUAAAGAUGGAGCAUAUGACGUAUUGAAGGAUAGCGAUAAAGCUGCUCAAAUAAGUGGACUACCAACUAAAAGUCAAAUUACAGAUAAUGAUCUUCCUACACCGUUAAUUACUGCUGAAGGUGCCAUUAUCAGAGAAAAAGAUAUUAUUCUAGGCACCAAUGGAUCUGUUAUAAAAUCAGCAAUAAAAACCAGUGAAGAUUUAUCCAAACCUGAAAUUAUGCCUGAAAGUGCAAUUAGCACAGAAAAAGUGAAGACUUUCGCGCCUGAUGGAUCUGUUAUAAAAACUGAAGAAACGGUUUUAAGAAAGUUUGAACCUAGCGAGACAAUUCCAAUAGCAAAUGAACAACAAUAUCCAAUAUCCAGUACAAUAGAUAAUGAUGAACUAGAUCAAAUAUUACAGGAAAAAGAAAAAUCUGCCACAGCAAGUGGGCAACAGCUUGAGGGUAAAUUUAUGACUGACAGUCUUCCCAUACCGCCAAUUACCACUGAAAGUACUAGUAUCGCAGAAAAAACAGCCGUUAUAUCUGUUGAAGAAAUUGACGAAACAGUUUUAAAAACAUUUGAAGCAGACGUUCCAAUUGUACAGGAUGAUAUGUCUAAACCUAGUGAUGCAAUUACAACAACGGAAACAGGUGAAAAAUAUUAUUCAUUGCACGCACUAGAUAUUGGUGAAAAUCAAAUAUUAAAGGAUCAAGAAAAAGUUGCUGAAAUAAGUAAGCCAUUAAUUAAAACUCAAAUUACACAUGAAAGUAUUCCCAUUUAUUCAAUUGAGCUCGAAGAUGCCACCAUCACUGAAAGAACUGGUGUAGUAGCUCCAAGUGGAGACAUACAGCUAGAAGAAGAAAGUGUCAAACUGAUAACUGCUUCCCCCGCUGGAACUUUUACGAAAACAGGAGAAAUUGCUGUUUAUCCACCUCAUGUUGUACGUCCUAUAGAUGGAGGUGUAUCAAGUAGUUCUGAACAGCUUAUUAGACUAAUUGAUACAGAACUGGGUGAAACUGUUUUGAGUGAAAGAGUUAAACAUUUAGACGACUUAGGUGAAGCCAUAUAUGUAGAUAAACCGAUUAUAGAUUUUGACAGCAUUCAUAAAAAGAGCCAAACUGAAAAGAUCGGUAAUGGUAGAGAUAAACUAAGCAAAAUGGAUAAAAGACACUCAUCAGAAGUACCCGACUUUGUAUCAAAACUAUCUUAUAAAGACAUGCCUCCACCGCUUGAGGUAACUGAUAGUAAAAGGCCUAGGAAGAAGCGUUCCUCUAAAACCGAUAUUAAAGUGUGCACUUGUCAUAGUUCUUGCACGUGUAUUUUAUGUUCGUCAGAAAUUAUGGAAAAACGAGCAAGUAAACCACCUAAAAAAGAAUCUAAAAUUAAAGAAAGUAAAACUUGCUAUUGCAGAGGAACGGGAAAUAAAACUCUAACCCAACUUUCUCCUCAACACACUGCUUAUCCUAAUAACCUUUAUCAGCCUCCUCUUCUAUAUCCUAAACGAAAAUGUGAAACCUUUGUGGGAGGUCCUCCAUGCAAUAAACCGAAACAGCAAUUUAAUUUGGAAAAAGGAGUAAAGCAAAGAUCAAAAAUAAGCAUCGAUGACGUAUUUAAGCCUAGCACAUACAAACGUGAUGUUGAAAAGCCUUUAAAAAAAGGAGUUUUCAAAAAAAGACAUGGGGCCGAUUGCGAAUGUGUAGACUGCCUAUGUUCGCCAAUGAUCCGAGCUCUAUCUACGACUAGAGAAUUCUUUAAAGUCCGGGACACCAAGCAAAUAUACCAGGUCUCAAACAUCAAAUGUUUUUGUCCAAAUACAAGCAAAAAAAUAUCAAAAAUUCCCAUAUCCACUAAUCCAGCAGUACCAAAAGUAAGAUCUACCGCAGUAGUCUGUACUUGUGACCCAUGUGAAUGUCAACCUUGUAGUGAUACUAAAAAAGAUGCUGCUGGUACAAUAAAAGUUGAUGAAAGUAAGUAUUAA
This is a messenger RNA of Diabrotica balteata, 5082 nucleotides long. Lineage: Eukaryota; Metazoa; Arthropoda; Insecta; Coleoptera; Chrysomelidae. The record is from the annotation of a GenBank genome assembly.